CAAAGCAAGUCGAAAGUGAAAAUUGAUGUGAUAAAACGAGAUUUAGCCUUUAAAACUGAAUUUUUUCGAAGAAAUUUACAAAAAAGCUGUGAAAUUGUUGUUUUGUCGUGUUAAAUGUUGCGAAAAUGUCGUGUGAAAUUAAAAAUUACGGGAAAUUAGAUUUGCCAAAGAUUCAAUCGUUGUUCGGAUUGGGCUCAGAAGAAAAAUGGUUGCAGAACAUUGCUCACUCGCUAGCUCCAACAGGAGAGUCGAUGGUUUUCGGACACGGUUCCAAGGUCGCAUAUCUCGAGUCAAAAUUCAAUUAUGAGAAGCAAGAAAGUAAUUUUGAUGUUUGUUGGACCCUCGAAAUCGAUCCAAAUGAGCUGAUUACUGCCGUUUUGUGCAUCCCGUUGAUCGGACAAUCGUCGGGCAGUUCAAGUACCACAGACUGGACCUUGAUUGUCAUUGGAACGAGCGCUGGAACAGUUCAUUUUUACUCCGAUAGUCGGUAUCGGUUACUUAGCCAGUUGUGGCAUUCAGGCUGUGUCGUCAAUUUAAAGUGUCAAAGCGGGAAACACAUCAACGAGGAGAUGCACGUCUUGUUUGACGACUGCGUUUGUGUGGUGGAAGGAUACAAUUUGUUUACUGUGCUGCGAACGAUAAGGCAUCAACAUAUAAAAUCAGCGACGAUGCGAACGCAUUUGAGUGAAGACAUGCCCGCGCAAGAGAUUCCAUGCAGAAAAUGGGGAUUUAGUUUGCAGCGGGGGCAAGUUAUUGAAGAUGCAGUCGUUGUGGGACCGCAAAAAGUUUCGACUUUUGAUCAUUUGUUGGCAGCGACGCUCGAAGGAGGUUUUCAUGCCAAAUACAGGGCUGCGCCGCCACAAAAUUCGUUGGUUUUGAGUACGGGCUUGAAGCCGUAUGUGGCUUUUAAUUAUGCGAAAGAGGGAUUUACGCAGCCAGCGUUGACGGAUAUCGCACGAGUUGCCACUAGUUUCAUCAAAUCUGCGUUACCGUCCUGGUUUUCGAAGAGCAAACCGCAACAACCCGAAGUUCCUGCACCGCAAUCCGUUCAAAUGGAGCCCAUGGUUUGUCGUUUCGGGCUCUGUGACUUCACGCGACAAGGUUCCCGCAUCUGGCUCGCACCCAAAGGACAAUUAGCUGUCGUCGCCGAUAACUUGGGUCGCGUAAUCCUGAUUGACUGCAACAAAGGCAUCGCUCUUCGUGUCUGGAAAGGAUACCGUGAAGCGCAAUGUUGCUUCGUCGAAGUGGUAGAAAAACUCCAGAAAAACAUGGAAAAGAAUCAACGAAGACGCGCCCAACUUUUGGUCAUUUACGCGCCACGACGACAAUGCAUCGAGGUGUGGGCGUUGCAAAGAGGACCAAAAGUCGCGACUUUUGCUGCCCCAAAGAACGGCGUUCUCGUGCAGUUCACGUACCACCUCAUGGGCGUCACAAAUACGUCAAAACCGAAAAAUCCGUCGAACGUUUGCAUCUUUAUCGAUCCGUGCGAGAACACGCUGAAGGAAAUUGUGAUUCCAUUCCAUUGCGCACUAAUGAACGAAGACUCGAAAACUGCCAAGGAUUUGCACUUUUACAAACGACUGAAAUUAAGUUUGCGAAAUUUUGAGCCCGAACAGGAGGAAACCGUUCGAAAUGAAAUCGAAACGCUUUGUAUGUCAAUCGAAACGGACGAAAUGUUGCUUCAAGCCAUCGAAAUGUUAGCGGGACACAAAAAAAUUACUCCGGCAAUUUUCAAAACGGCUGUGGAAACAAUUCUCCUGAAGUUAUCCGAGAAGGAGGCAUCUCUAAUGGACACCAGUGACGUACUGGAGGAACAGGAAAUGCCUCAAUGUGAACAAGUCAAGGCUAUUUGCGGCAAUUUUCUUCAUUUGGUGGACUUUUAUCAAGAAAUCGCGCUUGAAAACUUCGUCCGAAGCCAAAAUUUGAACGAAUCCAUGCAAGAAUCGAUGGAGGGACAAGAAAAAAUAAGCAAAAAAGACACUCACAACUUACAAGUGGGCUCCACGGAAUUAGAAACCAUCCAAAAAUUGAUAGAUUUAGCGACGCUCGAUAAGCAAGGCGGCACCGGCGGUCAAAAUAACGGCUUGAAAGUGACGUUUGAGAGUCAAACCAAGUCUGUGAACAGCUUUCACGAGUAUCUUUCGGUAUUUUUCGUUGCUGGAGGCCCAAAUCAAAUUUUAUUAAAAACCGAUAAAAUUGGACUUUACGGCACCGUUGGAGCUGCUCUCUUCGCUCCGUACAUCGAAAAGGGACGCGAUUCGCAUUCGAUGAUUUAUUCAAUGCGCGCAUCUAGCAUCGAUGCCGAAGACCUUCUGAAGCUCUUUUUGCACUACUGGUCCGAAAAAAGUUUCACAUAUCAAAGUAGCGAGGAACUUAUCGUCGACAUGUCUCGUUUUUACGAAGUUCUGAAGCAAAUUUGUCUCUACGCGGACGAUCGCGUGACCUACGAGUACAAUUCCAUCUGCAUUUGGUGGCAAAAUGUCCGGGAAUACCUUCUUGAUAGCUCGUGUGCCUUACGGGGACUUCUUGCGGCGUUCGUUUGUCGCAACCAAGCGUUGAAAUAUCAAGGAAAAAGUCAAUUUGUGACCGCUGGUGAUGGUGAAAACCCCGAAGAAGCCGAUGAAGCGCUCGAGGAAGAGACAAAUUUCGAAGAAGUAUCGCAAGAGGCUUGUCAAUGGACACUGUUGAUCACGAGAUUGGACGAUAUCGCGGUUCUUGGUGCAAUUUUGAACUCCCCGUUGAAGGCAAAAGAGCUUUUCCUACCACCGUUGAAGCAAAAUAACAUCGAAGUGUCCUUAAAACAAGUUCUGGCAGGUGGCAGAGGCAUUAUCACGGAGCUUGUAGCAAAAUGGCUCGCUGCAUCUGGCAUCAAUCCCGUAAAACUUGUCGAAGAAACCCCGGAAAAUCCCGAAACGAGUCCGUCUAAGAGCGAAGGAAACUUGCAAGAAACCCUUUCAAACCAAAAAUUGUCGGCAAAUGACCUGAAUCUGUCCCCAUCAUCGAAAAAAAGCACAAAAAAGUCCGAUUUGGAGCCUUUACUCUUUUGCGUGGAGACUUUGCGUGAACAUUUCCCCUUCAGUUUACAGUCCAAAGCCCUUUUAUGUCAACUUUCAUGGGAUUAUCACUCGUACUGGAGUCACCGAUUACCGGAAUUGCAUUUUAUGAGAGCCGGACUCGAUUGUCUCAAAGCUUUCCGCACACAAGAUAACAGCAUCAAACACGGAACUUGUGUCAUGAUCUGGAACGCACAUCUAAAAAUCACGCUGAAAGCCACAAAAUCGCUCAUCGACAAAACAGGACGACUUCCAAAGGAGAAAUUAUGCUUACAAGACAUUGGGAUCCAGGACGUUUUAAUUCCACAAUUUCUCGAAUAUUGCAUAGAAUUCAUGGACGAGUUCAUAAAAAGUGGCAAAAACACGGAAAAGACUGAAUUACGUUUUGAGGAGUUGUUAAUUGAUGACGGCGAUAAAUAUCCGUUGACGCUGCUGGCUUGCGAGCAAGGAACGGCGAAUUUAGAGUUGCUGGCGUUGCAUGCACAAUUACUGCGAGUCCUGUAUAUCAUUGCGUUCUUCAAUAUAAAGUACCCGAAGCCGAUUCAGACGUUGUUCAAUGGCAUGACGAACAUGGCGUUCUUCGCGGACAUCAAGAAACCGCUAAAUUUUGUGAUUCCCGCAGCGGAUUUGAUCCUCAAAAAGCACCGAAUGGAAUUUUUGUGCAAAUUUGUGACUGCUACGAUGGAUUUGAUUCGUGAGGACCAACAUGACAUCUACAUUGUGGAGCACGACAAGUGGAUGGAACAAGUUUUUGCCCUUGCGGACACCUGGGAAUUGUCUAGAGUUGAAAUUAGGAAGCAUCAAAUUGUUGAACUUUAUGCUUACGGCUGGGACUCGUAUGCGGAAAUUCUGCUGCAAGAAGACCUCGAUAUACAAAAUAUCGGCACCUUACUGCUCAAUAUCGCUGGUCGUCGCUUAAAUCUCUUCACCAAAAACGAUCCGAAGGCUGUGCAAUUGAUUGCUGGUGCUGGUCCCCUUCUCUUUGACUAUCUCGAAAUUCUCGUAAGUGUCUCAAACGCUUAUUACACGCGAAAAUUAGCUCUUCAGAGACCCCGUCGACCAUGCAAACGGAAAACACCAUCGAAAAGUUGAUGAAAUUAACGGAAAAGGCCUUCCAGUACUUGGCGUCGUCGAAUGCGAAGGAAAUUCGCAUUGCCGGAUUGUUGCUUGACGCAGUGGCGACCAUCAAAGAGACUUCCAGCUAAACAUCGCGCAAAAAAAAAACAG
Culicoides brevitarsis is the source of this 4280-nucleotide messenger RNA. It is a transcript of the gene Rab3-GAP, whose product is annotated as rab3 GTPase-activating protein non-catalytic subunit. Gene Ontology annotation, biological process: regulation of GTPase activity. The record is from RefSeq and is a predicted model, not a curated record. Lineage: Eukaryota; Metazoa; Arthropoda; Insecta; Diptera; Ceratopogonidae. The coding region runs from base 126 to 4145 and encodes 1339 amino acids. The transcript is spliced from 5 exons.